This is a messenger RNA of Rhinocladiella mackenziei CBS 650.93, 1005 nucleotides long. RefSeq lists its product as uncharacterized. The coding region runs from base 1 to 1005 and encodes 334 amino acids. Gene Ontology annotation, molecular function: dioxygenase activity. Lineage: Eukaryota; Fungi; Ascomycota; Eurotiomycetes; Chaetothyriales; Herpotrichiellaceae. The transcript is spliced from 3 exons. The record is from RefSeq and is a predicted model, not a curated record.
AUGGGUUCGAUAGGACACGAUGUGCCUUCGCUGGACUUUUCACUAUUUACUCAUGGAACAUCCGCGCAGCAGACCGAGUUCUGUGCGACCCUAAAAGAUGUCCUCUCUCGUCUGGGCUUUAUUAAGCUGAAGAAUCAUAUCAUCCCCAAACAGACCAUGUACGAAGCUUUUGAGUGGAGUAAGCGAUUUUUCAGCAUGCCGUUAGAAGACAAGAUGAAAGCGGCCCACCCCCCUCGACCCAAUCCACAUCGCGGAUACAGUUAUGUUGGGCAAGAAAAGCUCUCGCGAGUCAAGGAUUUUGAGAAAGGAAUCAUGACCGAUGAAGAGAAGAGAGACAUCAAGGAAUCCUAUGAUCAAGGCUCACAAUACGACGAACUUUACCCUAACAUCUGGCCUGACGAAAAAGACAUCCCAAGCUUCCAGAAGUUCAUGACGGAUCUCUACGAACGCUGCCACGAGAUGCACAUGGUCCUCCUCGAAGCCAUCGCCCUCGCCUUUGCGUUCCCCCGCCCAUUUUUCCGUCAACUCUGCGAAACCAACACCAGCGAACUCCGCAUGAACCACUACCCGGCCAUUCAACGCUCGCAGCUCGCACAAGGCACACGGCGCAUUUCGGAACACACGGAUUUUGGCACUGUCACACUGCUCUUCCAGGACAUGAUUGGGGGGUUGGAAAUCGAACGGCAAGACGGGCCAGGCGAAUACAUGCCCGUGGAAGCCAACGAUCCCACGGAGAUGAUUGUCAACGUGGGCGAUUGUCUUCAGCGGUGGACGAACGAUCAGUUGCGGUCCGCAUGUCAUCGGGUUACUGCGCCUUGCUCAGGGCCGGAUGACCCGGAGAGUGUGAUUGAGGAUCGGUAUUCAAUUGCAUAUUUUGGGAAGCCGAAUCGCGAUGUUUCGGUGGCGACCAUGCCCGAGUUUGUCAAGAGUGGGUGUUUGCCUAAGUAUGUGAAACCCAUGACGGCUUGGGAAUACAAUCAGUCUAAGUUACUUCGGACGUAUUGA